CAUCAGCACCUCAAUACCGGAAGACUCCAACUUUUCUGGCAGUUGGGUGAGUGAAGGUGGUGCAAACAGUUGUCCCGUGUGGUGUGUAUUCUUCUACUACUACGUUUGCGUGAGACGGUUGUGCACUCUCUUUGUUGAUUACAGUGACGUUUUGAACCGUACACAUGUCGCAGAGGAGCAAGUGACGGACGGAGUGGGGGGGUAGAGACGGGUUCGAACCAUUCACGGAGUAGGGGUGCCGCGGAGAUCAGCGUGGACGAUGUGGGAACAAGAAGAGUUCGAAAAGCACUGGCGGAAUGAAUUUCCCGACGGAGAAGUUCCUCGUAUGGAUUUAAUUUCGCUGGAGGACGUCGAGAAGGAGCUGGAGAAUUGCAAAGCCAACCUCAAAAAGCUCCAGAGUGCACUUUCAGAGGAAAAAUUCAAGGUGAUCUACCUACAGACCACCAUAGCGCGGCAGAAGAGAAGUUACGACAAGGGAAGGUUUGAUCGUAAAGAUGAAAACUUUAAUGCUGACACUGGGUUUAAGAGCAAGAUGGGGAAGGCUACUCCGGAGGGUUUAAAGCCCGUGAGUGGGAAACUUCAGUCGCAACAAGGGGAUAAAGGCGUUGGAGACCCACAGGGGAAUUUUAUCAGCCCGAUCAGCUCCGUGAGCAAGGUGAACCGCAAGGCGGGUAAACCUAUCCCGGUGCCGCCGAGGACGUCCAGCAUGCCGAAAGGGAACCCGAUCCUCACCGUUGUCUCUCAGGUGGAUGGAAACGGCGUUGACAUAUGUAAGCCCGCCACCAUUGACCACCGGCAGGAAAGUGACCACGAGUAUGAAGAUUUGGAAUUGAAUGAGAAAUUUGUCAAGUGUAACCUAUUGGGACCGAAGGCUGCGGUGAAGGACAGCCUCCGGGACGCCUUGUGUCCAUUCCGCCAGAGUAGGGACGGCGACUCCAGCGACGACGGGAGGCUGUCGCCGUCAUUGAUGCAGGUUCCCCGCAGACCGUCCCGCGGCUCUGGAAGCAGCACCCCGGACAGACGCAGUGACGGCUAUCUGAGCUCCGAGCACGAUGACUCCUCCUCUGCAGACUUCAACUACACCACGGACGGCUAUGAGGGCGACGGGCCCGAGGACGUCAAGUCCCAGGACGGCUCGGAGACCAUGCCCUUCAUCGACGAGUCCCCCACCAUGUCCCCCCAGCUCUGCACCCCCCACGGAGACGCGGCAUCCCCCUCCCCCCCGGAGGGGCUGCUGCUAGGGGGGGACACUGAGAAGGGCCUUGAGAUGAAGAAGCUGGUGCUCUCUGGCUUCCUGGCCAGCGAGGAAAUCUACAUCAACCAGCUGGAGGCCCUCCUACUGCCCAUGCGUCCCCUGAAGGCAGCAGCCACCAGCUCCCAGCCGGUGCUCACCAUCCAGCAGGUGGAAACCAUCUUCUACAAGAUCCAGGACAUCUUUGUGAUCCACAAGGAGUUCUACGACGCCUUGUACCCCCACAUCCAGCAGUGGGACGAGAAGGUCACCGUGGGACACCUCUUCCAGAAGCUGGCCAGCCAGCUGGGGGUGUACAAGGCCUUCGUGGACAACUACAAAGUGGCCCUGGAGACGGCGGAGAAGUGCAGCCAGGCCAACAGCCAGUUCCAGAAGAUAUCCGAGAACCUUAAAGUAAAGGGUCCUAAAGAUUCCAAGGACUGUACCACCACCAACACAAUGGAGGCCCUGCUGUACAAACCCAUCGACCGCGUCACCAGAAGCACCCUGGUCCUCCACGACCUGCUGAAACACACACCCAAGGACCACCCGGACUUCCCCCUCCUUCAGGACGCUCUGCGCAUCUCCCAGAACUUCCUGUCCUCCAUCAACGAGGAGAUCGACCCCCGCCGCACGGCCGUCACCACCCCCAAGGGAGAGGCUCGUCAGCUGGUGAAAGACGGCUUCCUGGUGGAGCUGUCGGACUGCUCCAGGAAGCUUCGCCAUGUCUUCCUCUUCACCGACCUGCUGCUCUGCGCUAAGAUGAAGAAGACUUCCGUCGGACGCCAGCAGCAGUACGAGUGCAAGUGGUACAUCCCGCUGGCCGACCUGGCCUUCCAGACGCUGGACGACUCGGAGCCCUCGCCCCACGUCCAGGUGCUGCCCGAGCACGAGAUCGAGGAGAUCAAGAUCAAGAUCUCCGUCCUCAAGAGCGAGAUCCAGAAGGAGAAGAAAGCGCCAAAGGGACAGAGCCGCGUGGAUCGCCUGAGGAAGAAGAUGAACGAGCAGGAGUCCUGGCUGCUGCUCCACUCACCCACCAUCCCCUUCCGCAUCCACAACAAACACGGCAAGAGCUUCCUGUUCCUGAUCUCCUCGGACUACGAGAGGGCCGAGUGGCGGGAGAGCAUUCAGAGACUCCAGAAGAACGAUAUCCAGUCGUGUGUGCUGAGUUCCGUGGAGCUGCAGGUCCUCACCAGCUCCUGCUUCAAGCUGCGCACCGUGCACAACAUCCCCGUCACCAGCUACAAAGACGAUGAGGAGACCCCCGGCCUCAAUGGUUUCCUCCACGUGAUCGUCCGUUCUGCACAGGGCUUUCAGGAGUCUGCAAAUCUCUACUGCACGCUUGAGGUAGACUCCUACGGCUACUUUGUGAGCAAGGCCAAGACCCGGGUGUUCAGAGAUACCACGGAGCCAACGUGGAACGAGGAGUUUGAAAUCGAGCUUGAGGGCUCCCAGUGCCUCAGGAUCCUGUGCUACGAGACGUGCUACGACAAGAGCAAGAUCAACAAGGACGACAACGAGAUCGUGGACAAGAUCAUGGGCAAGGGCCAGGUUCAGCUGGACCCCACGACAGUGCAGUCAAAGAACUGGCACAUGGACGUCAUAGAGAUGAAUGGGAUCAAAGUGGAGUUCUCCAUGAAGUUCACGAGUCGGGACCUGAGCUUAAAGAGGACACCGUCCAAGAAACAGAGCGGAGUCUUUGGAGUCAAAAUCAAUGUGGUGACAAAACGGGAACGCUCCAAGGUGCCUUACAUCGUCCGCCAGUGCAUUGAGGAGGUGGAGAAGAGGGGCAUCGACGAGGUGGGGAUCUACCGGAUCUCUGGGGUGGCCACGGACAUCCAGACCCUCAAAGCAGCGUUUGAUACCAAUACCAAAGACAUCCUGGUGAUGCUCAGCGACAUGGACAUCAACGCCAUCGCCGGCACGCUCAAGCUGUACUUCCGGGAGCUGCCCGAGCCGCUGCUCACUGACCGCCUCUACCCCGCCUUCAUGGAGGGCAUCGCUCUCUCCGACCCUGCAGCCAAGGAGAACUGCAUGAUGCACCUGCUGCGAUCUCUGCCGGACCCCAACCUCAUCACCUUCCUCAUCCUGCUGGAACACCUGAAGAGGGUGGCAGAGAAGGAGCCCAUCAACAAGAUGUCCCUGCACAACCUGGCCACCGUGUUCGGCCCCACCCUGCUCCGGCCCUCCGAGUCCGAGAUCGCCAAGACCCUGAGCAUCACCACCGCCUCCGACAUCUGGUCCCACGACGUCAUGGCACAGGUCCAGGUGCUGCUGUACUAUCUGCAGCACCCCCCAAUCUCCUUCGCGGAACUCAAGCGCAACACGCUCUACUUCUCCACCGACGUCUAACCCUUACCAGGGGCAAGGGGGUUUGAGGGACGACCUCCUGGUGCCUCCUCUUUCUAGAAGCCUCUCAAUUGUACAGACCCCCCGACACACACACACACACCUACCCCCUCAUGACAAGAGUCAAACAAACUUUCCCCGGUCUUUCUAGUAAUUUCUGAUGACCCAUCCAUCCAUCUGCCUACACACACACAAACAAACGCAGGCACACAUACUCGUCUCUGUACUGUACAUAAAUCUGAUGGAACUCGAGCGCGGCCGCGUUCCUGGUUCCAUUCCCCCCCCCCCCCCCCCCCCACCUCUUACUGUUUCCGCAUAUGACCCUGAUUGGAGCCAACGACUACAGAGUUCCUGCCUACAGCCGACACGGGAACACCAGUAGGAGAGCCUGCCACAGCCCGGGGGGGCCACACAUGUGUUUGACCUAUCGUGUGGCGGGGUCCUGAUGAUCCAAACGGGUCACUUCCAGCCCACCUUGUUCCCAUUAUGAGGCAUUUACUAAACAAAUGGCAUUUGCAUAUUUUACAAAAGAAGAAUAAUAGUUUUGUUUAAAGGACCAUUUGUUUUGUUUUUUAUAUCAUUUUUCUGUCUUUGUGCGCUCUCUGCUGUUGUGCAUGUAAUGGAGGAGUGUGUGUGCGUGUGUGUUUGUGAGGAUGGAGCACAUUGGUGUGUGUGUGUGUGUGUGUGUGUGUGUGUGUGUGUGUGUGUGUGUGUGUGUGUGUGUGUGUGUGUGUGUGUGUGUGUGUGUGUGUGUGUGUGUGGACUCUGCAAAUCAGGAUUUGCCAGGAAGCCAUCUUAAUACAGGACUGGCGACACGAUCUUUGUAGUGACAAACAAGGGUUUGUCAGUGUACAAAACAUGGCCCCCUCUUUCGGUUGUUGGCCAAGUUUGCCCUAUUUAUUUAAAAAAUAUAUAUAAAUAUUAUGUGUGCCUGUACAGUUCUGUGCGACUAGAGUCAAACUCUAAGGAGUCUGUUUUUUGAAGUUUAUUCAGGUAGUGAUGUUUUUUAGACUAAUUUUCUCAAUCACCAUGUCCAUGGUUCGUAAGCUGUACUGAAAGGAUCACAAACCGUUUGAAGUCUGCCAAUUGAUUUGAAAUCACAGUUUUAAAGAAGAGCACUAGAGGAGACUUGAGGGUGAUGUCAUGUGGCGAGGGGGUUAGGGAACGAAGCGUAAUGGAACAUUAGCAUUUUUGUUCUUCUUGUCGUUGCAUCGCUAGCCUGUUCGAGAUGUUUUACUGCACCGGUAUAAUCGAUGAGAUGAUUUGUGUAGUCCUCAUUGCAUGUUCAGCUUGUCUAUCAGAAACAGGCGGGUUAACGCAAAGGUAGUUUGACUCCACUCGCUCUUCAGCAGACAAGCAGAGAUCCAUCACUGCGCCGUGUAAAUCCAACCUUUCUGCUGUCAAGCCUGUGACAUAUCUUAAAGUAAGCACUGCUAGAUGAGUACUAUUUGAUAUUUUUAAUAUAAGAAUAAAAUAAAUUCAUACAUUGUAUUUUACUUUCUUUGAGAAGAAAUUCAGUAUACUGUAUUGAGGCUAAAUGUCAAUGUGAACUUUCCUUUUUUUAAGUAAAAUAAAAUGUACCAAAACACUGUCA
Molecule: messenger RNA, 5174 nt
Organism: Gadus macrocephalus (Pacific cod)
Lineage: Eukaryota; Metazoa; Chordata; Actinopteri; Gadiformes; Gadidae
Gene: abr
Product: ABR activator of RhoGEF and GTPase
Exons: 24
Coding region: 260-3583 (1107 amino acids)
Biological process (GO): intracellular signal transduction; positive regulation of GTPase activity; protein phosphorylation
Cellular component (GO): membrane
Molecular function (GO): GTPase activator activity; protein serine/threonine kinase activity; guanyl-nucleotide exchange factor activity
Source: RefSeq, a predicted model, not a curated record